Messenger RNA from Polyodon spathula (Mississippi paddlefish), 2698 nucleotides. Its product is annotated as high-affinity lysophosphatidic acid receptor-like. NCBI's taxonomy places the organism in Eukaryota, Metazoa, Chordata, Actinopteri, Acipenseriformes, Polyodontidae. Gene Ontology annotation, cellular component: membrane. The coding region runs from base 438 to 1556 and encodes 372 amino acids. The record is from RefSeq and is a predicted model, not a curated record. Gene Ontology annotation, biological process: G protein-coupled receptor signaling pathway. Gene Ontology annotation, molecular function: G protein-coupled receptor activity. The transcript has 2 exons.
CUUGCUGCCUUUUAACACAUCUUUUCAUGCUUGGGGGCUGAGCUGCUCUUCGGGGUAUAUAACUAUAAGAACAGCGCCGAACCCUCAGGACAUGGAUUUACUCGUUUGUAGCUGAUCGCCCUGCAGUGGGACUAGAUAACGCUGCUAGGGAAUAUAAUAUAUGACAUGCCAAAAGGACUCACGUUGAGCGAGGGAAAUCCCCAUCAAAAAAAAAAAAAACCUGCUUUGGGUGGAAGGUAAACGAUAUCUCCUGGGUGAAUGUCUUAUAAUACCCAACAUGAAUUGUUUAAAGAUGCACUCCACAUCCUCAAAACCACCCUACAGAACGCUAGGUACCCUUCAUGUAAAAAUAUGUCCCGGAAUGAAGCGUUCUGCAUUUGAACACUGGUACUGUCCUCAAGAUAACUUGCUGCCUUUAAAUACUCACCAUUUUUAAAAUGGCUGCUUGCAACAGCAGUUUCCUGGUGGCUUGUGAGCUGCAAGACUCCAAUACAAGCCUCUCAGUUGUCGGAUAUACAACUCUGCCCAUUCAUCUAAGGAUAAUGUUGGCAGCAGUCAUGAUGGGUAUGGUUGCCAUCAGUUUUUUGGGCAAUGCUAUAGUCUGUCUGAUAGUCUACCAGAAACCAGCCAUGCGGUCUGCCAUCAAUCUGCUUUUGGCAACCCUUGCCUUUUCCGACAUAAUGCUUUCCCUCCUUUGUAUGCCUUUCACCGCUGUUAGCAUUAUUACCAUCGACUGGCAAUUUGGAGUCUCUUUCUGUAAGAUAUCGGCAAUGCUCUACUGGUUCUUUGUCCUGGAAGGAGUUUCGAUACUCUUAAUCAUCAGUGUUGACCGCUUCUUAAUCAUAGUUCAGCGACAAGACAAACUCAACCCAUACCGUGCCAAAAUAAUGAUCAUCGUUUCUUGGCUACUCUCAUUUUGCAUCUCUUUCCCAUCAGUGGUAGGCAGCACUGCUGUGGUUGUGCCAUCCCGGGCGCCCCAGUGCGUUUUGGGUUAUACAGAGUCCCCUGCAGACAGGGCCUACGCUGUUUUGCUGGUGGUGGCAGUUUUCUUCAUCCCCUUCAGUGUCAUGCUGUACUCCUACCUCUGUAUCCUCAACACGGUGCGCCGCAACGCAGUGCGAAUUCACAACCACGCAGACAGCUUGUGCCUGAGUCAGGUCAGCAAACUAGGCCUCAUGGGCAUGCAGCGGCCCCAACAGAUGAAUGUAGACAUGAGUUUCAAAACCAGAGCGUUCACCACCAUUCUGAUCCUUUUCAUCGGUUUUUCCAUCUGCUGGCUGCCCCUCACAGUGGUGAGCUUGCUCUCUGUGUUCAGCCAUCGUUUCUACUACAGCCCAUCCUUUUAUGCCGUCAGUAGUUGCGUGCUCUGGCUGAGUUACCUGAAGGCCGUCUUUAACCCUAUUAUAUACUGUUGGCGGAUUAAAAAGUUCAGAGAGGCAUGCAUGGAGUUCAUGCCCAAAACUUUCAAGAUCCUCCCUAAAGUGCCUGGAAGGAACCAAAGGAGAAUACGGCCAAGUACUAUUUAUGUCUGUAGUGAACAUAUGUCUGCCGUUUAAAAAAGAGCCCUUCGCAAAAGUACCAAUUUAAUGCUUAAUUACUACCUUUAUGUUUGCACUGCACAAGUACUACUGCCACUCAUAACAAUUAAAAGCAAGCAGUUCAUAGUAUCCAGUAGUUUAAGUGGACUGUGUCUAAAUAAAUGACUUAAAACAUACUAUGUGAAAAAUAAAUGAUGGUUGUCAGUGUUGGAUGGUUUUCUACCUUUAUUUGGUGGUCUACACAUUAUAUAGUGAAAUGCAUUGUUCUGGAGCAAAGGAAUGGUUAAAAAAUAUCCCACAAUAAACAGAAUUUACAAAAGUGAAUCAAGUCUUUGGAAGUUAGGAUACAUUUCAAUAAGAAUAAAGAGGUAUGGAGUUUUCAGAAAAUAAGUCUUCUUUAAAUUGCUUGGAUAUAAAUGAAUCAUCACCGUUGUGUUACUUAACAACACUGCAGACCUGUAAAAAAAGCUUGAAAAAUGACUUUAGUAUGACUACCUUUUCCCUUAUUAGACAUGGAAACAAAUGCAGAGAGGUUUAUGAGUUUGAUUUACGCUACUGAGUCUAAAACUUUUUUUACAUUUGUUACCUCUAUAUAAAUACUUUAUGGGUAUUUAUAGAGCAAAACACAACGAUAAAAUACUAUACAAAAAAUAAACAUAAUAUAUACAUAUAUACAUGUAUACACACACUCAACCACACACCACUGGCUACUGAGUACUUUUUUUCUAAAGUUCCUUUUCAAUUGUUUAGCCAGAAUCACAAUUACAGAUUGUGUAACAAUAAACUUAAAGUAUCAAUCAAAAGCAAACACUGACAUGUUGUACAUAUAUUAGUACAAUAUUGGGUGAAACUCGUUGAAAGCAACCAUUAUCUCUGCACUAUUGAAAUAAAACAAACAUAGGACAAGAUUACAAGAUAAGCAGAACUAUUCAGACAUAAACUAACUCAAACAAUAACUAAAACCACAGAUCAUCAGGGAAAGCAUCAAGGUCUUUCCUGCACGUGAUUUCUACAGCUGUUUAUCUCAUCGUGUCUCAUCGACCUGAAUUGCACACUGGGUACCAGCAUAACAGGGCUUGUGUGUUACAGAAAUAACACAGCUUGGUUUUUGUAUCAUCCAUCGAGAACUUUGUAUCAUAUCAUAAUAGAACUGACAGAAG